Messenger RNA from Nestor notabilis (Kea), 348 nucleotides. Its product is annotated as C-C motif chemokine 28-like. Bases 1 to 348 code for a protein of 115 amino acids. Gene Ontology annotation, cellular component: extracellular region. The transcript is spliced from 3 exons. Gene Ontology annotation, molecular function: chemokine activity. NCBI's taxonomy places the organism in Eukaryota, Metazoa, Chordata, Aves, Psittaciformes, Psittacidae. The record is from RefSeq and is a predicted model, not a curated record. Gene Ontology annotation, biological process: immune response.
AUGGAUGUGAAUUUGGUCACUGUUCUGGCUGUUCUGGCAGUUGCGGUUAGUCAGACGUCUGAAACUUUGUUUCCUGGGGCCUUUAACUGUUGCACGAAAAUUUCAGAUGAAAUUCCCAAAGGGAUUCUCCGAAGAGUGGAGAGGUUUGAAAUCCAGAAAGCUGAUGGCCUGUGUCACCUAGAAGCUGUUAUUCUCUACAUAGAAGGCAGAAAGUUUUGUGUGAGCCCACGGAUUAGAAAAGUUAAAAAAUGGAUGAAGAAGAAUAAGCACAGGAUUCCCAGAAAGAAACCCCAUGGUAGCAAGCAGAGAAGAAUCAGAAUUAUUAAAAGAAAAGGAAAGAAACAGUAA